UUUACCCAGCAUUCAUAAUGGAGAAACAAGGCACUGAAGUUGAUGAGAUUACUUUUGAAAGAUUUGGCAUUGAAGUGAAAAGUGCUGAUUAUACCAUCCAGAAUUUGAUGUCUCAGCCAUUAGGAGACUGGGGUAUCACCAAGACUGGUCUUGAUAGCCUUACUUCUGAAAAUAAUUUGAAAGGAUCUGUCCUCUUUGAGAUCAAGGAUUAUAAAAAUAUCACACAACCAAAGCAAAGAUUUGAAGAUGACAGAAGCCAGGAAGUAGAUGAAGACGAGCUAGCAAGAAUCAGCCAGAAAAACUUUUCUUCAUACUUAAUGAGUAUCAGUGAUGGAAUGAGGGAUGCAAAGCUGCUUAUUUUGCAAGAUAUGAGCCAGCUUGAGUUCUUCAGGACUCCUAUUCGUCCAGAUAGCAAGUAUUGAGUUAAAAAUGCCCCUUACAUCAAAAAUACGCUCAUUAUCAGGGAAGAUACUCAGAUCUCACUAAUGUAUGAAGGUGAAGGAGUGAUUCUUGGAGAGACAAAAGAGAAAGAGACAACUGGACUUAAUAUCAAAGACACUGGAGCUCCAAAAUUUGUUGAGUUGUAAAAUUCGUGCAUUAUCCAAUCAAACCGCUAUCUUCAACCAUA
Moneuplotes crassus is the source of this 628-nucleotide messenger RNA. NCBI's taxonomy places the organism in Eukaryota, Ciliophora, Spirotrichea, Euplotida, Euplotidae. The record is from the annotation of a GenBank genome assembly.